UGAAUCUUGGCUGGACCUUACGCGGGAGGAUAGGACGGCCGUCGGGGCCCGUUGGGACGGUUGCUGGCGCUGCGCUCUCCGCCAUGAUUUUUUGUCUGAUCACAGGGUCCACAGGCAUGUUGUCCAACAACAAAAGUUUCGGGUACCGCCGGUAGGCCUCUUCCACGUAGCCCUGCUGCGACGUGAUCGGGUUUCCGCUGAGAACCAACUGCUCCAAGUUCUUGAACCUGUGGCGCCAAUUGUCCAGCGUUUUCCAGUCCCCGAUGGAGUUGCCUUCCAGACUCAAGUUCUUCAAGUCCGGAAAUGUUACGCUCAGACUCGUGACGGCGCGGACGUCCUUUAGGUUGUUGUGCGCUAGCGAUACGCUGUGGACUGUGUCACGCUUUUGCUGCGCCGUCGUGAACUUCUUUUCAGCUACUUGCAUGAGCGCUGGGAACAUCUUGCUGGUUGUGCUGCUGAGUUGGAAGAAGCCGUUCGCCCUCAAGAGCACGUCCUCACCGAGCCGCGAUAGGUCCAGGAAUUUGGCUUCGGGGCUGUACCGAUUCGCAAGAACGCCCUCAAGGGUUUGGAUCGUGUCCACGGUAUCCUUAUUCGCUGGAUUGGCGCGGGAGAU
Molecule: messenger RNA, 613 nt
Organism: Tuber aestivum (summer truffle)
Lineage: Eukaryota; Fungi; Ascomycota; Pezizomycetes; Pezizales; Tuberaceae
Source: the annotation of a GenBank genome assembly